CCAGAAAAUUCACGAAUCCAGAGAGAGAGAGAACAAAACAGAACAGAAGACAAGAGGGUAGAUAUAGGAAGGGUUGGGUUAGGAACUGGGAUUCGUUCUUCCUUCCUUGUUCCUUCUAUCCUCCGUGUGAAGGGCAGCAGUCCGAUCACUGGCGAGUGGCGACUCUGACCUUUCACUCUCAUUCACACGUGUUUACGUAGAUUAGAUCGUCCCCCCCCCCCCCCCCCACGAUUUUUGCCCCCAAUAACUCUCUCAGUCUCCCUGUUUCUCACGCUUCUUCCGACUCUAAUCUUUAGCUGGUUUCAUAUCCAGGUAAGGAGUUGAGCUCUCGAUUCUUUGGAUUUGAUUGCACGGAAAUCAAAUUUUGAGACCUCAAAUUUUCUGCUGGAUUUGACAAAUCUGAAGUUUUACAGUUGUUGUUGCCUCCAUUGAAAUUCAUCACCAGAAAAUUCUGAUUUUUAUUUCUAGUUUUCACUGUGUCUCUCCUUUUCUCCAAAAUUCCACCACCUAUCUUCCAAGCUUUCUAUUUCUUCUUUCCUAAGUUUCUUUCAUUUCUACUCUCUUCUUUCUAUUAAUUGCCUCUGUCUCUGUUUCCUUCUCAAGACCCAGUUCAUCUUUCUCUAUACGAGAACAAGAGGUUUUAUCAUUCAAAUUCAUGGAAGAAUCAAAACCCAGUUCCAGAAACCAAUUAUAAACGAUCCAUUUCAUAUUCGUAAGGCCCUGCAGACAGAUACAAAGAAACAGAAAUCUAAAUUAAGAGCUCCGUUCAUUUCUGAAAAGACAUGCAAGAUCCCUCGACGUUUCAACCAGUGAAGCCCCAUUUUCCGGAGCAAGAGCAGCUCAAAUGCCCUCGUUGUGAUUCAACCAACACCAAAUUUUGUUACUACAACAACUACAAUCUCUCCCAACCUCGCCAUUUCUGUAAGAAUUGCAGGCGCUAUUGGACUAAAGGCGGCGCCCUCCGUAACAUCCCAGUUGGUGGUGGCAGUCGCAAGAACACGAAGCGUUCCUCCAACCCCAAACGCUCCACGUCGUCUUCUUCAACCCAGAACGCAGCAGUUCCGAAGCCAGAGCCUACCGGAACUUUCAGCCCGCCGGUAACCACCAUCGAUCAUGAUCGCCGGAUGCUCGACAUCUCAGGGAGUUUCAGCUCACUGUUGGCCUCAAAUGGGCAAAUGGGGAACCUGUUAGACGGUUUGAAUCCAAGCAGCUCGGGUACUCGCACGUUGCAGUUUGGAGAAUUCGCAGAGAAUUCAAAUUCAAGUUCAAUUGAAAACUCCACCUUAGAGUUGCAGGGCAACAACAAUCAAGAGAGCUUCUUGGGCAUUCAGGAUGGCGAUUCCAGCUGUUGGGGUAGCGGAAAUGGGUGGCCUGAUCUCGCCAUUUACACACCAGGUUCGACCUUUCAGUAGGAGAAAAACCAGAAAAAAAAAAAAAAGAAAAAGAAAAGAUGGGAAAGAACACCUUUUGUUUCUUUUUUAUCUUUGUUUUCAAUCUAUUUUAUUUUCUUUUUUGUUUGGUGGAGCUGCUCUACAAAUCUGAUCUGAUAGCUAUUUAGCAAAUUAUGGUAAUGGAGAGAUGAAUACGAAUGACUCCGGCGUAUGUUAGCGUUUUCUGAUGCCUUAUUGGUGACAUUCCAUUCUAUGACACUAGCAUUUCAUAUUUCGUGUUGUUUUCUUUGUGUUUUCUUUCUGGGGCUUGUUUGUUUGUGUGUGGAGAAAAUGGGCUAUUAUGGGAAUGUUUUCUCUGUUCUUUGGAAUACAUAUAUCAUGUAUUACCAUUAUUGGCAUACUAUGUAUAUAGAUGAAUACAACUAGACAUGGUCAUAGGGUUCAUUUCAUUGAUUGAUCAUGGGUUUGUGGAUUUCGUGAAUGUAAAUCCAUUGAUUGCUCUA
Molecule: messenger RNA, 1894 nt
Organism: Nelumbo nucifera (sacred lotus)
Lineage: Eukaryota; Viridiplantae; Streptophyta; Magnoliopsida; Proteales; Nelumbonaceae
Product: dof zinc finger protein DOF1.7-like
Biological process (GO): regulation of DNA-templated transcription
Molecular function (GO): DNA binding; DNA-binding transcription factor activity
Source: RefSeq, a predicted model, not a curated record